CCUUCUUACGAGGUUCCACUGCACGCCACCUUCUCUCCCCACACUCAAACCACCUUAUUUAUACCCCAAAAAGCCAACAACCCUACGUGGUCAUUAGAGAAAACACAAGUCAACAAUGUCAACAAGAGCUAGACGAGUCAAAUGGCACACUUCACCCCUACCCCCUACCCCAAAAAUCAUAAACUUACCUACAACCCAUAGUUCUCGCAGUAGAAAAACAAGAAGCCAUAAUAAUAAACAAAAACAACAACAGUCUGAGGUGGUGGAUACUUAUAACUAUAAGGGAAAGUUGGAGAGUUUGUUUGGAGUGGAUACAGAGUUUUCGGGUUCGACGACGAGGAGAGAGCGUGUGGAAGCGGAGGAGGUGAUGGAGGAGGAUGAAGGUGGUGAGCGGUUGGCUGCGGAGAGAUGGAGGUUUCAGGCGGAGGUGUUGCGGGCCGAGUGUAACUUCUUGAGGAUGGAAAGGAAGUCCGCGUUGAAGAAGGUGGAGAAGAAUCGAAUGCGAAUCGAACGUACUCUUAAAUCUGCUUUGAAAAGUGUUGCUUCUGGAAGAAAGAAGCUUUGUGAAGGGAAGAACAUGGAAGUGGUGUUGGAGGAAGAAAUGAAAGAGUUAACAAAGAAACUAGAGGAGUUGCAAAGUAGCUAUAAUGUUGAAGAAGUCAAUGGAGACUGCUCAGUUUUGACUUGUAAAAGUCAAAAUAAGUCAACUGAUGUGAGCAUCGGGACACAAAAGUCAAAGGGAAUUCUAGAUCAGAUGGAGAAAGAUUAUAGAUCAAUCAUCAACAAUUCGGUUGCUAGUUCUGCUUCUACUUCGAAUCGAAUCGAUUUUAGUGACCAUUUGUCUUUCUCCAAUAGAUUCUCUAAUCAAGCAAAGGACCCAUUAGUGUUACAAGAAGCCGGAAACAAAUGCUCGGGCCGGUGCAAGUUGUUAGUGAAGCGGAUGUCGGAGCAAGUGAGAGCAGACACCGAACAAUGGUCGCAAAUGCAGGAGAUGCUUGGGCAGUUGAGACAAGAAAUGGAAGAGCUUCAAACUUCCAAAGACUUUUGGGAGACUCAAGCUCUCGUCUCCAAUAAAGAAAUUCAAUCCCUCAUGACUGAAGUUGAGGAAUGGAGAGACAAGGCUGUCGCGUGUGAAACUAAGGCUGACGCGCUUCAAAACGAGGUUACUUUGGUGAAGGGUGAGCUUGAAAAGUUGAAGAAAGAUCAAGUGAAAGGAAUCGACUCAUCACCCAAAAAGGUUAUUCUUUCGUUAAGUAAACAAAUCGAACGGGAGACAAAGAACGGGUUGAGUUGUCGAAUGAAGGGACAAUGUGAUGAUGUAAGUUGUAAGAAAGACUCGCAACCAUUGUCACUCGGGAAACAACUUGCAAGGGAGAAACGGAUAUUGAUUUCGCAGUUGAAGGAAAACCCGUCGAACAAUAAUGAAAUCUUAAGUGAUGGGAGCCGAAAAGGGUGUCAUUUGGUGAGAUCUCCAUUUAAAGAUGUUGGGAAUUCGGCAUCAUCAUCAAUGGGUAUGUUAAGGCAGAAUAGCAAUGCAAUUUUCCCUUUGCAUUGACUUGAGCCUGGAAGAAUGGUGGAUUAGUUCUUGAAAAUUGAUAUUUGUCUUGGUGUAUUGGUCUUGAAUUUAGCUUAAUAAUGCAGUUGUUCGUUAUGCUUUGAA
Messenger RNA from Helianthus annuus (common sunflower), 1660 nucleotides. RefSeq lists its product as uncharacterized. The transcript is spliced from 4 exons. Bases 116 to 1555 code for a protein of 479 amino acids. The record is from RefSeq and is a predicted model, not a curated record. NCBI's taxonomy places the organism in Eukaryota, Viridiplantae, Streptophyta, Magnoliopsida, Asterales, Asteraceae.